AUUAAAAUUUUAAACUAUUAAGAAAAAAUUUUGUUAUACAUUAAGAACACGAAGUUCCAAUUAAAAAAACCGCUAACGUAUUAAUCUUAAUGGUUUUGAAGAGAUGAAUAUGAAUAUUAUUCUAUUUUCUUUGUUUUUUAUAAUUACUUUUCAUUCAAAUUACUUAGCAAAUUGUACUACACAUUCUUUGGAUUAUAGAAGGUAUGUUAUUGAAGUAUUAAAUCACUUAUGCCAUCAAAAUGGAUGGAAGUCAAUGCCACAUAUACGUUUAAAAUACCCUUCAGUAAAAAAUAAUGUAAUCAACAUAGUAAAUGAAAAAGUUACUGUUCGCAAUUAUGAACAAGUAUAUCACGAUUUAGCCCACGUGCUCAAUUGUAGAUAUACCGAAAUACUUUGGUACUUUGAUACUAUGAUCAGUUAUAUAAUAGAUAAAUGCUAUAUGGAAUUAAACAUGCCCAAUUUUAAUAAUUGCGCUAUUAAUGUUUUUGAUGCAGUAAAAUAUUCAGCUAUCAUGUUCAAUAAAUUAUUUAGCGCCAUGAAUUUUAUGAGGAGCAUAAAUUUAAAAAACAUAAAUAGUACAAAAAAUAAUCCAACCACUAUAGUAGAUGAGAUUAAAAUGGUUAAAGAAUUUAUUAGUUUAAUAAUGGUUCAAAGACCAUCAGGAUUACCGACAGUUGACAAAAAAGAUAUUUUAGACGAAUUUUUAAAAAUAAAAAUAUCCUAUGACACUUUAGAUUUUAAGAACAUCUUACGUCAACUUAUUUUAAAAAAUAACAUAUUUACCUCUAUAAAUAAAAGCGAUGUUCCGCAAUACUUACAAAUAAUGUAUGACGAAAACGCUUUUAAUAACUUUAAUAACUUGAAUAUCAAUGUUGGUUCAAUAAAAAAAUUACUUCUAACAUUUUAUAAGCAAAUAAUUCAAGAUGUAUACGAAGAUAUUGGUUUUCCUCAUUUAUUGGAUUAUGAUACACCUAAGUUUACACCAUCUACAGUUGACUUUAUGAAUAAAACUGAAAGAAUUCAAUUUUUGAAUUCAAUUAUAACAAAGGAUGGUUGGAAAAUGAUGAAACACAUAACAAUAAUACACAAAAAUGAAUAUCUAAAGGUUGAUGAUAUUUUUACUCCUGUAAAUAAAACCAAUGAAAAUCACAAACGGUUACAGAUUUCUCAAUUAAUGAGAUGCAGAUACACUGAAAUACUCCACAAUUAUGAAUACUUUUUAAAAGCCUUCUUGAAUUUAUGCUGGAAUGAAAAAAAAAAUAAUACUACAAAUCACUUUGUAUAUUGUGUUAUUCAACUUUACAACUCUUUAAAUAAAUCUACAAUUAUGCUUGAUCGUAUGUUUACUGCAUUAUUAAAAAUAAAAAAAAUGUCAGGAUUACCGACAGUAAAAUCUUAUCCAUUGCUCAUUGAAAGAUUCUUUGAGUCAUUUUUGAAUUUUAUUAAAGAAUUAUUUAAUAAGUAUCAAUUCGAAGCAGACUUUAACAACGUAAAUAGUGACGGCAAUGGAAAUAUUGCAAAUGCAUUUUUAAAUGAAGUUACGAAUUUACAAGGGAAAAUAAUAGUUCAAAGUUUAGUAACAAUGAAAAAUUAUAACACGAAAAUUUGCUUAUUCAAAGUAAAAUCUCUGGAAUUAGAUAGUAUAAUAGAUAUCUUAUUGUGUUUGGACUAUAAAAAUUGCAAAACGCCUCUUGGUCAUUUUAUUGAUCCUUUGUAUGAAAAAGCAAACACUUAUUAUGAAAAUAUUAUUAGAAAUGAUUGUGAAAACAUCGGUUUUUGAUUAACGGAUUUUUUUUUUUAAUUAAACUAAUUGUCGCAUUAUGAUUUUAACAUAUAACAUAAUUAAAUAAACAAUAAUUAAAAAACAAUUUUAUUUUCCAAUCAAAAUCAUUACCUAAUCUGUAUUUAUUAUAUUUAAUAUAUUGGUAAUUUUGAAAGGAAGGAGUUAAAAAUAACUACUGUAUAAACAAAAGUAUAACAAUUUUAUUCAGUAAAAAGUAAAAAAAAAUUUUAACAUAAUACGGUAAUAACAAUACCAUUGACCGUCGCGAAAAAAAACAAUUCAAA
Messenger RNA from Daktulosphaira vitifoliae (grape phylloxera), 2067 nucleotides. RefSeq lists its product as uncharacterized. The record is from RefSeq and is a predicted model, not a curated record. Bases 104 to 1780 code for a protein of 558 amino acids. Lineage: Eukaryota; Metazoa; Arthropoda; Insecta; Hemiptera; Phylloxeridae. The transcript is spliced from 2 exons.